CCACAUACCCCAGCUGGGUCUUCCUGUUCCUGAACCGCUUUAGUUAAUUUUACUCAAAGUUGGAUUUCAAAGGAAUACUUUCUUCGUCCAUCCCUCCCACCAAGGAACCGGGGCCAGCUGGAUGUCAGGAUGCGCGUAAUCACCGUCCUCAUCCUGCUCUGCUUCUGCCAGGCUGCUGAGUCGCGCAAGGCAAGCCCUGGGGGCCUGAGAAGCCGAGCUCAUCAGCGCCAUGGCCCGGCAGGUGGGGGCCGGAGAGGCUCCAAUCCGGUCAAACGCUACGCCCCAGGCCUCCCCUGCGACGUGUACACCUAUCUUCACGAGAAGUACUUAGAUUGUCAAGAAAGAAAACUAGUCUAUGUGUUACCUGACUGGCCUCAAGAUCUGUUGCACAUGCUGCUAGCCAGAAACAAGAUCCGCGUAUUAAAGAACAACAUGUUUUCCAAGUUCACCAAGCUCAAGAGCCUGGAUCUGCAGCAGAACGAGAUCUCCAAAAUCGAGAGCGAGGCGUUCUUUGGCUUGAACAAGCUCACCACCCUUCUGCUGCAGCACAACCAGAUCAAAGUCCUGACGGAGGAGGUGUUCAUUUACACGCCCUUGCUGAGCUACCUGCGACUCUACGACAACCCCUGGCGCUGCACGUGCGAGAUAGAGACGCUCGUUUCAAUGCUGCAGAUUCCAAGGAACCGAAAUUUGGGGAACUACGCCAAGUGCGAACGCCCCUCAAAGCUAAAAAACAAAAAACUGCUGCAGCUAAAAUCUGAAGAGCUAUGCAGUGAAGAAGAAAAGGAGCAACUGGACCCGAGACCCCAAGUGUCAGGGAGACCCCCGGUCAUCAGGCCUGAGGCCGACUCCACUCUGUGUCACAAUUACGUGUUUCCCAUACAAACGCUGGACUGCAAAAGGAAAGAGUUGAAGAAAGUGCCUAAAAACAUCCCUCCAGAUAUUGUUAAACUUGACUUGUCAUACAAUAAAAUCAACCAACUUCGACCCAAGGAAUUUGAAGAUGUUCAUGAGCUAAAGAAAUUAAACCUCAGCAGCAAUGGCAUUGAGUUCAUAGACCCUG
Messenger RNA from Castor canadensis (American beaver), 1063 nucleotides. The record is from RefSeq and is a predicted model, not a curated record. NCBI's taxonomy places the organism in Eukaryota, Metazoa, Chordata, Mammalia, Rodentia, Castoridae.